This is a messenger RNA of Lactuca saligna, 726 nucleotides long. Lineage: Eukaryota; Viridiplantae; Streptophyta; Magnoliopsida; Asterales; Asteraceae. The record is from the annotation of a GenBank genome assembly.
AUGGAUGUCGAUUCUCAACCAACAAUGGAGGAAACGGUUCUUGUUGGAGAUGAUCUGAUGUUAGGACCACCAUCACCACUCAUUCCACCUGAAAUUGCUUCACAUGUUCUUCAAGGUCUUAAUUUGUGUGAUGGAAUUUUAAGAAACCUUUUUUUGUGCCUCCAAGUUAAUGAUAUAGAGCCAUUUUGUCAAGAAGAGAUCGCUUUGUAUCGAGAGUGUUCACAAAAAAGGGAUAAGGAACUAAGAAAACGUGUUCAAGAUAGCGAGUAUAGAUUAGGGUUAUCAAUGCCUUUAGAUGAAGCAAAAGAAAGAGCUUCUCAACUAGAGUCGGAAACCACAACUUUAGAGAGGCGAUUGAUUCUUGCAAGUGGGAUGGAAGGAGCAGAAGGGUUUCGCCAAAGGUGGAGUUUACAUGGUCGUGUUACAGAUAACAAGAAAAGAAUGGAGGCAUUAAAGGAAGGACUUGAAAAUAGGAAAAAAGACGAUGAACAGGUUGCAGUGAGUGUUAAAGGUUCAACAGGAAAAAGAUGGUUGUUUUGGUGAAAGUAGGAAAGACUAUUAUUUGAUUACCUAACCCAAAAUAAUAAUAAAAAAAAAAAACAAAACAUGUUUGUUUUUAUUCAAAUAUUAAAUGGUGUAUGGGUAAAAUGUUGGUUGAAUGAUUAAAUAAUUUUUUUUUUUUUUCUGGAGCAGUUAUGUAUAAACUUUAUUUUAUUUUUGGAUUGA